AUGUUUAAUUCGUCAUUCCCUGAGCUUCCGCCGCUCCCGUCCUACACCCUGACCCCCCGCCAACCGCUCAUCUCGCCCAUCCCAGAUAAUGCCACCAUCCUCAUCCUGCCCAUUGUCGCCUACUGGGCCCUGUCCAUGGUCUUCCACUGGAUCGACAUCAAUGACUACUUCUCGCAGUACCGACUUCACACCCCCGCCGAGAUCUUAAAGAAGAACCACGUCACACGCUGGGAAGUCGUGCGAGAUGUCAUCCUACAGCAAAUCAUUCAGACCUUAUUUGGCGUCAUUCUCAUCAUUUUCGACCAGCCAGAGUUUGACGGGAAGGAGGAAUACGACGUCGCCGUUUGGGCCUCCCGCAUCCGCAUUGCCCAGCGCGCCAUCCCGCAGAUGAUGACCCUGCUGGGAAUCGACCCUGUUGGGCUAGCAGGCAGAUUAUCAGCUUACCCGAUCCUCGCUGGCGUGGUAUCUGGCGGCCACUACCCGUUCCUGACCCAGAUAGUAACUCUGCCGUCGGGAGAAACGAUGUCGGCUCCAGCCUUCGCCGCCUGGGAGUUGGCUGUCGGCUAUGCCAUCUACUACUACCUCAUCCCUAUGCUCCAAUUCCUAUAUGCCAUCACCUUCGUCGACACCUGGCAGUACUUUCUUCACCGCGCAAUGCACAUGAAUAAAUGGCUGUAUACAACAUUCCACUCCAGGCACCAUAGGCUUUACGUGCCAUACGCCUUUGGUGCCCUUUACAAUCACCCGUUCGAGGGCUUUUUGCUUGACACGGCGGGUACCGGUCUUGCGUUCCUUACCUGUGGUAUGACUACCCGGCAAGGAAUGUGGUUCUUCACUUGUUCCACUCUCAAAACGGUUGACGACCACUGCGGCUACGCCUUUCCCUGGGAUCCGCUGCAACAUAUUACUGCAAAUAAUGCCGCAUAUCAUGAUAUUCAUCACCAGAGUUGGGGUAUCAAGUCAAACUUCAGUCAGCCAUUCUUCACAUUCUGGGACGCCUUGCUCAAUACCCGCUGGAAAGGUGACGUUACACAGAGAUACGCACGCUCUCGUACAGCUGCCCAGAGGAUGGUCGAUGAAGAUAUGGCUAUAAAUUCCCAGGAAGAAGAUUCACAACAACAGCCACUACAGCAAGGAGCCGCCGUCGUGGCUUCUAGGGACGACGACGAUGCGCGCACCCGUUCUCUUCUCAAGCGAAGUGUCCGCAAGACCACCAAUUCCUUCUCUCCGCAGGCAGAUUCUCUCAAGGGCCUCACCCACCGCUUGAGCGGCAGCAUCCAACAUAAAUAA
Molecule: messenger RNA, 1290 nt
Organism: Arthroderma uncinatum
Lineage: Eukaryota; Fungi; Ascomycota; Eurotiomycetes; Onygenales; Arthrodermataceae
Product: sphingolipid C4-hydroxylase SUR2
Exons: 2
Coding region: 1-1290 (429 amino acids)
Biological process (GO): lipid biosynthetic process
Molecular function (GO): iron ion binding; oxidoreductase activity
Source: RefSeq, a predicted model, not a curated record